Messenger RNA from Kazachstania africana CBS 2517, 588 nucleotides. RefSeq names its product proteasome core particle subunit beta 4 (gene PRE1). Gene Ontology annotation, cellular component: nucleus; proteasome core complex, beta-subunit complex; proteasome core complex. Lineage: Eukaryota; Fungi; Ascomycota; Saccharomycetes; Saccharomycetales; Saccharomycetaceae. Gene Ontology annotation, biological process: proteasomal protein catabolic process. The transcript has a single exon. Gene Ontology annotation, molecular function: peptidase activity. The record is from RefSeq and is a predicted model, not a curated record. The coding region runs from base 1 to 588 and encodes 195 amino acids.
AUGGAUAUUAUUUUAGGUAUAAGAGUACAGGAUUCUGUCAUUUUAGCAUCUUCUAAAGCGGUAACUAGGGGUAUUUCUAUAUUGAAGGAUACAGAUGAUAAGACAAGACAACUUUCACCACAUAAUUUGAUGAGUUUUGCCGGUGAAGCUGGUGACACUGUCCAAUUUGCAGAAUACAUUCAAGCCAAUAUGCAACUCUAUGCAAUUAGAGAGAAUUUCGAACUUUCGCCAAAUGCAGUUUCAAGCUUUGUGAGAAAUGAGCUAGCAAAAUCAAUCAGAUCAAGAAAACCAUAUCAAGUUAAUGUGUUGAUUGGUGGUUACGACAUUAAAAAUAAUAAGCCUGAAUUAUAUCAAAUUGACUAUCUAGGAACGAAAGUCGAAUUACCCUACGCUGCACAUGGUUAUUCUGGUUUUUACACUUUUUCUCUAUUAGAUCGUCAUUAUAGACCAGAUAUGUCACUAGAAGAUGGAUUAAAAUUGUUAAAACUUUGUAUUGCUGAAUUAGAUAAGAGAAUGCCCGUAGAUUUCAAGGGAGUAAUAGUAAAAGUUGUGGAUAAGGAUGGUAUAAGAAUCCUAGAUGACUUUUGA